GCUCCAGCAUUCCAGCUUUAAGUCUCAACUUCAUUACAAUGGCAGACGUUACACGAUUUCAGGAGGAGAUCACAAAAGCAUUUGAAGCUGCUAAAAACAUCCCAAAGGAUGAGUUGAUUUUUACAUACAAUGGAGUUUUGUAUCCUGCUGCAACAUGCAACAUUGACACAUUCAAAGCUUUGGAAACAUUUGAGGCACGUGAAGAUGAUAUUAUGAUGGCGGCUUAUCCGAAGUGUGGCUCGAACUGGUCUGUGAUGCUGUUACAUAACAUAGUUCACACAGUACACAAUAAACAACCUCCUGCCCUCAUCCCAAUCAUAGAAUUCAAAUCGCCCAAUAAAUUUGAGAAACUUGAAGCUGAACCUUCCCCACGGGUUUUAGGGACACAUUUCUAUUAUGACAACAUCCCAAAAUCAUUCUCUGAGAAGAAAGCAAAGAUUUUGGUGGUGUUUCGCAAUCCAAAGGAUACUGCCGUAUCAAUGUUUCACUUCUACAAUAGUAAUCCAAUGCUUCCCAACUACAAUAGUUUUGAUACAUUUUUCCCAGACUUCAUUAGUGGAAAAGUUGUCUGGGGUUCUUACUUUGACCAUGCUGUUGUAUGGAAUAAACAUCUCGACUCAGACACAGUUUUGUUGCUGACUUUUGAAGAUAUGAAAGAGGAUCUGGAGGGAUCAAUAAGGAAGAUUUCAGAUUUUUUUUCUAUGCCUCUCACUGAACAGCAAGUGAAAUUAAUUGCUGAUAAAGGAACAUUUAGUGCUAUGAAGGAGAACUCCAAAAAAAAUGCUCCAAGCUCUCCAAUUUCUUUUUUUUUUCCAGGGGAUGUUGGAGACUGGAAAAAUUACUUUUCAGAUGCUCAAAGUCAAGAAAUGGAUGCAAAAUUUGAAGCGUGCUUAGGAGGAACAAAGCUUGGAGAAAUCCUGAAGUACAAUAUUCAUUGUAAAUGGUGACACA
Nanorana parkeri is the source of this 951-nucleotide messenger RNA. Its product is annotated as sulfotransferase 6B1-like. The record is from RefSeq and is a predicted model, not a curated record. Gene Ontology annotation, biological process: sulfation. Gene Ontology annotation, molecular function: sulfotransferase activity. Gene Ontology annotation, cellular component: cytoplasm. The transcript has 7 exons. Bases 39 to 947 code for a protein of 302 amino acids. Lineage: Eukaryota; Metazoa; Chordata; Amphibia; Anura; Dicroglossidae.